AGAGAUUACCAAGAUGGCGGCCACGGGCGUGCUGCCUUUCGUCCGCGGCAUCGAUUUUACUCGAAAUGACUUCCAAGAGGACUACUUCCCCAAAGCAGUCGGUGAGAUGACCGGCCUGAGAUGGCUGCGGCUAAACCGGACCAAGAUUGACUGGAUUCCAGAUGAGCUCCAGGGCCUCAAGAAACUUGAGACGCUAUCUCUGGUGCGCAACAAUCUGGUGACGCUGCAUGGCGAGGUCCCUCAGCUGCCAUGCCUACGCUCACUCAACUGCCGCCACAACCGGCUCAAGAACUCGGGCAUACCACCCGACAUCUUCGACCUCGAGGACCUGUUCGUUGUGGACCUGAGCUACAAUGACCUGCGAGAAAUCCCCACGAACCUGGAGCACGCUCGAGGCCUACUCGUGCUCAACCUCGCUUACAACAGAAUUGAGACGAUCCCGCACCAGCUCUUCGUCAGCCUCGUCGACUUGAUCCACCUCGACCUGAGCGGCAAUCAGCUUGAGACCCUGCCACCUCAGAUGCGACGCCUGGUCAGCCUACAGACCCUAGUGCUGAACGACAACCCCCUCGGCCACUACCAGCUGAGGCAGCUCCCAGCACUGACGUCACUACAAGUGCUGCACAUGCGCAACACACAACGGACGGUCAUCAACACGCCCGUCUCGCUCGACUCGUCAGCCGUGCUCUCUGAUGUGGACUUCUCCCAGAAUGCUCUGCCAAGAAUUCCUGACGUCCUUUACACGUUGACGACGCUUCGGCGCCUCAACCUGAGCGACAACGCCAUCACAGAGGUGUCCCCUGUCAUUGGAGAUGUGUGGAAGAACAUCCGCAGUCUGAACCUGUCUCGAAAUAAGCUGACAUCGCUACCCGCAGCGCUGUGCAAGCUUACUACCCUGACCCACCUCUACCUCAACGACAACAUGCUGGACUUCGAGGGCAUUCCAUCGGGAAUCGGCAAGCUCCACAACCUGGAGGUGUUCAUGGCGGCCUACAACAACCUGGAGAUGAUCCCCGAAGGCGUCGUACGCUGCGGACGGCUGAAGAAACUGGUGCUCUGCCACAACCGGCUCAUCACGCUGCCUGAGGCUAUCCACCUGCUCACCGACCUUGAGGUGCUCGACCUCAAGGACAACCCGGACCUGGUGAUGCCCCCUAAGCCGCUCGAGUGCCAGCGGGGCGCCGGUGCCGAGUUCUACAACGUCGACUUCUCGCUCAGCGAGCAGCUGAGGCUCGCUGGGGCUACGCCGACUGCGCAGAUCCCGGCACCGACCCCCGUGAAGGACCCAAUUGCGCGCAAGAUGCGGCUUCGGCGGCGGCGUGAAGGCGAGGCCGACAGUGACCAAGCGAAGAUCCUCAAAGGCAUGACCGACGUGGCCAAGGAGAAGGACCGCAAUGGCCGGUCAGGAGGCGAAGACCGCGUGGACUCUCUCAAGCCAAAGCGCUGGGACGAGGCCCUGGAGAAGCCACCCAUAGACUACAGCGAGAUCUUUGAAGAGGAUGUUGGUCAGAUGCCCGGGACAUUUGUCUGGGAAAUUGACAACUUCCUUCCGAACCCCCUUGAUGAGUCUCUAGUGGGCAAGUUCUACGAGGGUGACUGCUACAUUGUACUCAAGACGUACGUCGAGGAGUCACAGAACCUCAACUGGCUCAUCUACUACUGGAUUGGCUCCGAAACCACGCUGGACAAGAAGGCAUGCGCAGCCAUCCAUGCCGUGAACCUGCGCAAUUUUCUGGGUGCCCACUGUCGCACUGCGCGCGAGGAGCAGGCGGACGAGAGUCCCGAGUUCCUGCAACUAUUCGGCGGCCACAUCAACUACCACAAGGGGAACAGGGCGUCGAGCGGCUUUUACAACGUUGAAGAAGUGGAAUACGUGGUUCGUCUGUAUCGCCUGCACUCCCGGAACCGGCUGCUACACGUCGAGUCGGUAGCGGUGGACCCUAGUUCCCUGGACCCGCGUUACGUUUUUGUGCUCGACGCCGGCCGGAAGAUCUUCGUCUGGAGCGGCAGGUGCUCACAGAACACCAUGGUGUCCAAGGGAAGGCUUCUGGCCGAAAAGAUCAACAAGAACGAGCGCAAGAACUACUCGGAGGUCAUCACGUGCGCGCAGUCCGAAGAGGACGAGGAGGACUUCUGGAGUGCACUCGGCUGCAUGGACCCCAGCGAGCUUGAAGACUUCGAGCCGGUUGAGCACGUGCCGGAGAACUUCGCGCCCGCCCACCCGUGCCUGUACAAAGUUGGUCUCGGCAUGGGCUACCUCGAGCUGCCUCAGGUGGAGGUGCCAGAGGGCAAGCUGGUGCAAUCCCUGUUGGACACCAAGAAUGUCUACAUCCUGGACUGCAACUCGGACCUGUUCGUCUGGCUGGGCAAGCGGUCGACACGCCUCGUGCGCGCAGCGGCGCUCAAGCUGUGCCAGGAGCUGCUGUGCAUGAUUCACCGGCCGAGCCACGCCAUUGUCAACCGCUGCCAAGAAGGGACGGAGUCGAUGGUCUUCAAAUCCAAAUUUGUCGGCUGGGACGACGUAAUUGCUGUCGACUUCACUCGAACAGCUGAGUCUGUUGCAAGAACAGGAGCCGAUCUUCAGAAAUGGAUGUCCACCCAAAAGACGAAGACAGAUUUGUCCGCCCUGUUUAUGCCACGCCAGCCGGCCAUGUCUAAAGAGGAAGCGGCGCAACUCAUGGAGGAGUGGAACGAGGACUUGGAAGCCAUGGAAGCAUUCGUGCUCGAAGGGAAGAAGUUUGUCAAGCUUCCCGAAGAGGAACUGGGCCACUUCUACAGCGCGGACUGCUACGUGUUCCUCUGCCGCUACUGGGUGCCCGCGGAGGGCCCCGGGGACGGGGAUGAAGCGGUCGUCAAGAACGGACCCGAUGGAGGUGCCGGCGACGAGGACGAGGAGAUAGAGGAAGAAGAAGAAGCAGUCGAGGACGACUACACCUGCGUGGUGUACUUCUGGCAGGGGAGGGAUGCAGGCAACAUGGGCUGGCUCACAUUCACCUUCAGCCUACAGAAGAAGUUCGAGGCCCUGUUCGGGGACAAGCUGCAGGUGCUCAGGACGCAUCAGCAACAAGAGAAUCUCAAGUUCCUGUCGCACUUCAAGCGCAAGUUCAUCAUCCACACGGGCAGCCGCAAGAAGUCUCAGACGGGAGAGAACAAUGCGGUCGAGCUGUUCCACCUGCGUGCCAACGGUAGCCCCAUCUGCACGCGAUGUGUUCAGAUUCCUCCUAGUGCCAGCAACCUCAAUUCAGCAUUUUGUUAUAUUCUAAAAGUUCCUUUCGAGCAAGAUGGCGAAGAGGACGGCAUGGUCUAUGUCUGGAUCGGCAGCAAGGCCGAUGAAGACGACGUGCGGUUAGCGGAAGAGCUCGCACGGUCCCUCUAUGGCGCGAUGGAGUACUCUAUAGUGACCGUCGACGAAGGCGAAGAACCCGAAAAUUUCUUCUGGGUUGGACUCGGAGGAAAAGCCCCAUACGACACGGAGGCUGACUUCUUGCAGCAUGCUCGCCUCUUCCGGUGCUCUAAUGAGAAAGGCUACUUCGCCAUCUCGGAGAAAUGCGCCGACUUCUGCCAGGACGACCUGGCAGAUGACGACAUCAUGAUCCUUGACAAUGGGGCGCAGGUCUUCAUCUGGGUCGGCUCGCGCUGCAGUGAGGUCGAGGUCAAGCUUGCCUACAAGAGCGCACAGGUGUACGUGCAAAACCUGAGGGUGAAGCAGCCCGAGCUACCACGGAAGCUGAUGCUCACCGUCAAAGGAAAGGAGUCCAGACGGUUCACAAAGUGCUUCCACGGUUGGGGAGCAUACAAGACCGUCGCCGAGUAGGGGAGCAGUCAACCCACCAAGUCUAGUAACGACGACAAUCCACCGAGCAACUGCGCCCUAACUACACCCUGCGAAUGUCUUGGGCACUUCGCAUCUCAACAGAGAGAGUGCCCUCCCGGUGACAGCCCAGUGCAGAUGUCUUACAGUGCACUUUCGAUUGCAAUUAAGCCUAAAUAGGAUCAAAUUUCUCGGUUGUGAUUGGCUCCUUUGCGCAAGCUGCGGGGACAUGCUAAUCAUAGUUAAGAAGUUCAAUCCGGAUUGUUCUCAACCACAAUCCUCAGUGACCCGUACAACAUCUGCAUAGCUUUUGUAACAUGUCCGAAGGUUCGCAUAAGCGCUGGUCGCCAACUUAGGAGACUCGGUUUUGUUGAAAAUGUUGAGGUGCUACUCUGAAUGUGUGUAGGUCACAACAUUGUAUAUCGCAGGAUCUCAUGUUAGGCUUGGACACCGGACCAUGUUGCUCCCGCAUCUGUUGGCAGCGGACAUUCUAAGCUUAUUCCCAGUUGACUUUAUUUGACCGUUGCUGAAAACUCGCCGAUAGAUUCUCCUGAACGGACACUUUAAUUUGAUGGAAUAGAAAGGUUCACUAGAGAGCCUGCAGAGAUGCGUUAUAAGUAAAUGAGACUCGGAUCUCUCAAAGGAGUUACGGAUGCGACAUCUUCAACUUGCCACAUUUUUGCACUAAAUGUGAAUCCGAAUAGGUCUCUAAACCAUUGCAGAAAAGAAAUCUAUACCAAGUGCCACAACGCUGUAAUGAAAAAAUCCGUGAAUGGGGGUGGGUGCUCGAGCCGACAUUUCAACAAGUGGACUUGUCUUCUUCAAAGCUGGAAGUUCCAGCCUUGAAAAAAACAAGUCCACUCGAAACGUCGGCUCACCCCCUGUUCACGGAUUUUUUCAUCGCAAGCUUCCAUUUUCCCCUUCCUACUGUUUUUUGGACAACGCUGUAAGUAAUUUACUGCAGCACUUGUUUAAAAAAGCCAACUUAACUAGUUUUCACGAACAAGCUCUGAUUUCUGUGCCGAGGUGGCACAUGCUUCGUGACGUUGUGAUACAGCAAAGGCAAACUGGUCAUCUCAGUGGGGGUUUAGAUACGCUGUGAUACGCAGUGGGGUUGUGAUACCCUGGCUCGCUCAAUCCCUGCAAUAUUAGCAGCUCCAAAUGCGAGCGCAGCCGUAAGAAGUGCCUGCAGCAUCAUUCGUUUUCUUUUCGAAAAUUUUUCGUGAGCGAUGCAAUCGUACCAAUCUUUAUUGCCGUACAAUGUCUGCAAAUUUUGCUCUGUGUUGUGGCGUCGCAAUAAUUUUGACAACACCAUGUCCUACACCUCCAAACUUUAGCAUUAAAUUAUGGGUGCAUCCUAAAAGUCACACACGUUAAUUGUCAUCAUCAUUCAUGUUCGAAGUGCCUGCAGUAAGGUUUCUGUAAGUUUGAAAAUGUAGGUCUGCACUCGUUCAAGAAAGUAGUACCAUGUUACAUGAGUGGUGGGAGUUGAAGAAUGCAGCGACGGGUUCCUUUCAAGUUCCAACGAGUCAUCUCGUCCUAGUCUUUCUCUUUUUACAGCGAAGCCGUAUAUGGUUAGGAGGUGGAGAAAUGUGGUGAUCUGCGAGUGCGCAGAAGCUAUAAUUAAAAAUCAAUGCUAGCAUACGCUGCCUCAAAGGGUGUCCGCCCUUGCGGCAGUUACGCUUCUGGUUUUGUCACCUUAUAUAGCUAGGAAUGAUGCCCACUGCAGCAGGAAAUCACUACCCAUAAAAUCCGUUAGGUAUUCUUAAUAUCCUUUAAAGGGGUCAUGAAGCACCCCUUGGGCUUGUUGAAAAAACACAUCCUGCGGAAAGCUGACACGGCUGUGAACUGCUCUGCAAAAUAUUACAGUCGUGCGCGCCACGUAAAGGCCACAAGCGGAGCGCGAAGUUGCCGUUUCCUCAGGCACCCUCUUUUCAAACAGAGGCCAGUUCUCACUCUCGUCGGUGGGCGGGGCGUCUGCUUGUUGACGCCGCGGAUCUGCCAGUUUAUGUCGCAAGAGAUAUAGCAUGCUUAUUGGCCGAUAGCCGGAUGAGAUGAGCUUCUUGCCACAGUGUGCCGCCACUUGCCCGCGCCGCACUCCUCAGUCUGCUAAAUUUACACAGUAGCCGCACUCGCGCACGCGAGUCACAGCAGGACAGCGAUCGCGUUUCAUGACGCGCGCUGACGUAACUUCUUACUCCCGUGCCAUCCCUCCCUGUCUAGCUUCCAGUGCGCGCGUUGGCACGAGAAAAGAGAGAAAGUACUGAGAGCAUGCGCCAAACCCUCGUAACUCCGCUCAUUCUUGACGGAUUCGAGAAAUUUUUGCGGCAAUCGAUUUGGGAGGCAGUAAACUUCGAUACUGAGGUCAUUAGAUCAUUACUUGGAAAAGUGGUUCAUGACCCCUUUAAGCUAAUCUCGCCAAACGCAAAGCUUGAAGCACACAUCGCUUAAGUGUGGCGAUAGCGAAAUAAAAAAGCUGCAACAGAAGACACCUCGAGAGAUCCCAGCUCGUGAUAAACACCGGUGCCGCACGUUUCAGCUUCGAUGGUUAGCCAUCUGUACGAAGUGCUCGGCCGAGUGAUUUUUUUCCUUUAUGCUUUAUAUCCACGUCACCGCCUUCUUCACGCUCAGACGCUUCAUUAUAGUGAAACCUGUCGCGCCGUAAUGAGGUAGUACGCCUUUCAUCAUGUGUAGGUGUGCUGCCCUCUGUGAAGGAGGUCACUAGGUCUAUUCAGCAAUCACUGAUGUGUUUUGGCGUACACAUUCGAAACUCGUUAUGACAAAGCUCAUCUGACAUGAAAAUAGUUUCAUUAUAUCUGAAAAUUCGUUAUGAAUGUAUAUUCGUAACACUGUACCUUAAAGGCAAGGUUAUUCUUCAUUUACUUCACUAUAACUGGUAAUUCAUUAUUUCUGUUCUCGUUAUGUUGAGGUUUUACUGUACGAGGAGUAGCAGGUGCCAGUGAGGAACGACACUAAACCCUUAUCGUAACUAAAUCUACAAGCUUAAGUGACAUUACAUUUGGAGCAAAAAUGGGCUCAGGUUAGAUACAGGUGGUUACUCCAUGGGCAUAUUUUUUUGUAGUUUACCAGCCUACUGAAGGUGAAGACGUACUUAAAAUGCCUAGUUUCACCAAUUCCAGGAUAUAUACAUACAGCCCAAGUCAAAUCGCUCAUCUAAACCCCUGCUGAGAUGACCAGUUUGCCUUUGCUGUUUCACUCGACAAUUUUCAUACAUGUAUAGUCGGCCACAAAAUAAUACGGACCACGCAAGUGUGUGACGAGAUUGCCAUCUGCUGUCAAGAGCAUAGCUCUAGCCACGCAAUCGCCAGAGCUAUGCUCUCGACAGCUGACGGCAAUUUGGCCACGCGUUCGCAUCGUCCGUAUUAUGCUGUGGCCUACUGUGCAUUGUCACUGAAUAGUAAGGACAACUAUUUUUUCUUGACAGUGUUCUCCACAAUGGUGCUACAUCCUAGUGCAUGGAGGAAUAUAAAGGCCAGACAGAUCACUCUUUUUGUGGGUUUGUCUGGGCGAGGAAGGUACCGGUCCUGCAUUCUUGAAUCGUCACUGUCUCUCUAUAGUUUUGAAAUUUUGAAGCGAACAAAUUUCCAUCCUUCUUUAGGGUGCAAAGCUUUUAUGCAAUAAGCUUGGAUCAAACCAUGACUGUGCCAUACUUCCGAUGCCUUGCCAUCUCAUACCAAAGCCGACAAUGCCGUAUUUGCAACACCCAUACUGUUCUGUUUAGCAAUACACAAUUUUUUUUACGUGUCUGAAAAUAAGCCUUCUGAAAAAGUGACCAAGGGAUUAUUGAAUGUUGCAUCAAUAAGGGAAGCCACCAGAAAUUAGUCUUCAGGUUAAACUAAUGGCUUGUUUGCACCCAGAUUUCACUCGGGACGUGGAGUUUUGUCGAACAUUUGGUUUAACAUCAUUUAAGCAUUAUAAAUUUAUUGUUCGGCACUGCUAAACACACGUUUAUACGAUGUCUUUAUGCUGUGCAUUUGCAAUAAUCAACAGUUCGUUGUAACAUUGCACAUGAUGGUAAACAAUACACCGCAAAAGGCUGAUUAUGUGUGGAAUUUGAGUGCUAACGAUGUUGAGGUUUAGCUCGUAGAGCCAUUGGCACCGGCUCCCUUACGAAAUACAAAAUUAUGUACGUACAGUACUCAUGGACUGAAAUGAGACGUCAGAACAUUUAGUAUAAUGACUCGUAUGCACGAUUUCUCGAGAUAACCUCGUCAUGUCACUGCAAAUGUGGCCGUUAAAGGCUCUGAUGUAAGUGUUCGAAUUAUGCCGAUACGAUACAAACUGAUGACGGUCGAAAUGAAAGCACAUGCAUUACUUAGCCCUAAAUUAUCACAUUUCAAUCUGCGAGCACAGUACAUCAUCACGGUAACUUGAAACGACUGCGUUUGUGAGAUGAUACUUUGUGCGGUUCUAAAUGCGCAUGUGUUGGUGGGGAAAUUAACCAGCAGGAACAUUGGCAUUCCAAACUGAUAGUGUAAAAUGCACAGGUGAGAAAUGUAGGAUUGCCAUUGUGAUAAUGUCCACAAACCCAUUUCCACGCCAAUGCAGACCAUUUCCAGAAAGCCGUAGACUUGACAUUCAUCUGUACGACUUAGUAAUAUGUUGCACGGAUCAGACAACAUCGCCAAAGCCUUGCAAACCGCCGCUGCCUAUUUCGUAACUUAUUUAUAGUGUAAUAUAAGACAAUUUAGUGCCUUGGAGACUGUGUGUUUUGUACAAGAUGUAUGUGUGUGUGUUUGUACAUUGCAGUGCAUUUCUUCCUUUCUUGUAUAAAUUAAAAAAAGAUCGAUCGACUACAACAAUGCACUUGUCUCGUGUUUU
Molecule: messenger RNA, 8653 nt
Organism: Rhipicephalus sanguineus (brown dog tick)
Lineage: Eukaryota; Metazoa; Arthropoda; Arachnida; Ixodida; Ixodidae
Gene: fliI
Product: protein flightless-1
Exons: 29
Coding region: 14-3814 (1266 amino acids)
Biological process (GO): actin polymerization or depolymerization; actin filament severing; barbed-end actin filament capping
Cellular component (GO): nucleus; cytoplasm; actin cytoskeleton
Molecular function (GO): phosphatidylinositol-4,5-bisphosphate binding; actin filament binding
Source: RefSeq, a predicted model, not a curated record